Messenger RNA from Cooperia oncophora, 189 nucleotides. The record is from the annotation of a GenBank genome assembly. Lineage: Eukaryota; Metazoa; Nematoda; Chromadorea; Rhabditida; Trichostrongylidae.
AUGAUGUUCUUCUAUUUGGCGGUCAACUUUUUCAUUUCUGAGAAAUGGCUAGUAGGAUGUCUUCUGUAUAGUUUUGCCGUUGGCAUCAAGAUGAAUGUGUUGCUUUUUGCUCCGGCCCUAUUUUUCAUCCUCCUGCUGAAUGUCGGCGUCUGGAAGACAGCUCUAAAUCUCAUAUCUGCUGCUUGCUGA